GCCCGCGCCCCCGGGCCGCGCCCCCGCCCCCCAUGCACCACCUCCUGGAGCAGUCCGCGGACAUGGCGACGGCGCUGCUGGCCGGGGAGAAGCUGCGCGAGCUGAUCCUGCCCGGCGCGCAGGACGACAAGGCGGGCGCGUUGGCCGCGCUGCUGCUGCAGCUCAAGCUCGAGCUGCCCUUCGACCGCGUGGUCACCAUCGGCACCGUGCUCGUCCCCAUCCUGCUGGUCACCCUGGUGUUCACCAAGAACUUCGCAGAGGAGCCCAUUUACUGCUACACGCCGCACAACUUCACUCGCGACCAGGCGCUGUAUGCUCGCGGCUACUGCUGGACGGAGCUGCGGGACGCACUGCCCGGCGUGGACGCCAGCCUGUGGCCGUCGCUGUUUGAGCACAAGCUGCUGCCCUACUCGCUGCUGGCCUUCGCGGCCAUCAUGUAUGUGCCGGCGCUGGGCUGGGAGUUCCUGGCCUCCACCCGCCUCACCUCGGAGCUCAACUUCCUGCUGCAGGAGAUCGACAACUGCUACCACCGUGCCGCUGAGGGCCGUGCCCCCAAGAUCGAAAAGCAGAUCCAGUCCAAGGGGCCUGGCAUCACGGAGCGCGAGCGGCGCGAGAUCAUCGAGAACGCCGAGAAGGAGAAGAGCCCCGAGCAGAACCUGUUCGAGAAGUACCUGGAGCGCCGCGGCCGCAGCAACUUUCUGGCCAAGCUGUACCUGGCGCGGCACCUGCUCAUCCUGCUGCUCAGCGUGGCGCCCAUCUCCUACCUGUGCACCUACUACGCCACCCAGAAGCAGAACGAGUUCACGUGCGCGCUGGGCGCGUCCCCCGACGGGCCGGCGGGCGGGGGCCCCGCGGUGCGCGUGAGCUGCAAGCUGCCGUCGGUGCAGCUGCAGCGCAUCGUGGCGGGCGUGGACAUCGUGCUGCUGUGCGCCAUGAACCUCAUCAUCCUCGUCAACCUCAUCCACCUGUUCAUCUUCCGCAAGAGCAACUUCAUCUUCGACAAGCUGCACAAGGUGGGCAUCAAGACGCGCCGGCAGUGGCGCCGCUCCCAGUUCUGCGACAUCAACAUCCUGGCCAUGUUCUGCAACGAGAACCGCGACCACAUCAAGUCGCUCAACCGGCUGGACUUCAUCACCAACGAGAGCGACCUCAUGUACGACAACGUGGUGCGGCAGCUGCUGGCCGCGCUGGCCCAGUCCAACCACGACGCCACGCCCACCGUGCGCGACGCGGGGGUGCAGACGGCCGACCCCAGCGCCAACCCCGCCGAGCCCGACGGCGCCGCCGAGCCGCCCGUCGUCAAGCGGCCGCGCAGGAAGAUGAAGUGGAUCCCCACGGGCAACCCGCUGCCACAGCCCUUCAAGGAGCCGCUGGCCAUCAUGCGCGUGGACAACAGCAAGGCCGACAAGCCCAAGCCCGUGCGCCGCAAGACGGCCACGGACACGCUGAUCGCGCCGCUGUUGGACGCGGGCGCGCGCGCCGCGCACCACUACAAGGGCGGCGGGGCCGACGCGGGGCCCGCGCCCGACAAGAAGCACGCGCGCCACUUCUCCCUGGACGUGCACCCCUACGUCCUGGGCACCAAGAAGGCCAAGCCCGAGGCCGUGCCCGCCGCCGCCCUGCCCGCCUCCCGGAGCCAGGAAGGGGGUUUCCUGUCCCAGGCGGAGGAGUGCGCGCUGGGCUUGGCCGCAGCACCCACCAAAGACACUCCGCUCCCUGAGAAGGAGAUCCUGUACCCAGCAGAGCCAGCCCGGGCCACGCUUCCUUCCGGGGGCCCGUUUCACGUCUGCUCGCCCCCAGCGGCCCCCACCACGGCCCCUCUCUCGCCAGCCAGUCUGGGCAAAGCCGACCCCCUCGCCAUCCUGAGCCGCAACGCCACGCACCCGCUACUGCACAUCGGCACGCUGUACGAAGCCCGGGAAGAGGAGGACGGGGGUCCCCGCGCUGCCCCGGACGUGGGCAGCCUCAUUGCCAUCCCCCCCCCGCAGCAGAUCCUCAUCGCCACGUUCGACGAGCCGAGGACGGUAGUGAGUACCGUGGAGUUCUGAGGAAUGGGGCUGUCCGGGCCACCGCCAUCCCCUCCGCGUGCCCAGGGAGUGCCGCUGACCCCAGCCCAACGUGGACGGGGCCUCUGCUUCACCCAGCACUGCCCGCCCCUCGGCCUCCUGUCCGCAUGCCACAGGGCUGACACCUUGCCCACCCGGCCCCCAAGACAGCAUCGCUGGCGUGCUGGCUGGGCCGGGGGCUGGCCUUGAGCCCGGCGGAGCCCCCCCCACAACCAGCCAGAAAGGCCUGGAGCCGCCCCCCCCCACCCCCAAUCAGGCACUCGGCUGCGAGGUGAAGAGUUUAUUUUUUUAGUCAAUUCUGUCUUGGGCCCAGGCUGAAGCAGGACAGCUCUGGUCCUGAGUCUGAAAGGAAGCUGGGGGUGAUCCCACCACCAGGCCUGGCUGUGCCCCAGGGGCCGUGCUCAGGGCUCGCUCCUGCACUGGGAGGUGCCGGGGCCCCCUCCAUCAGACCGACAUGCACUUUCUCCCUGUCUCCCAACCUGCCUGUACUCUGCUUUACUAUGAUCACUGUAACUACCGAGUGUGCGCGCUGCCAGGCACAGGGCGGUGUGUGCAUGGGUGCGUGACCGAGAGGACGAGGACGCCAGUGUGCAUGGAUGUGUGUGUGAGUGGGCGUGAGCGUGGACGCACGGGGGUGUGAUCGGGCACGGGGCUGAGACGGUGUGGACGCCCGUGUGCAAGGCAAGGAAUCCAACGCAAUAACCAUGUCCCCCCACCCUGGCCACCAGCCCCCCAACCGAGGCCCCACGUGGCUUCCCGUGGGCACCCAGGGCUGGCGCGGAGGGUCUGUCCCUAUUACCUCAGCCACGGUGACAACGUGACAGUAUUAACAAGGUAGCACCGAGCAGAUCAAUAAAUAUUAUUCUGAUA
Molecule: messenger RNA, 2936 nt
Organism: Lontra canadensis (Northern American river otter)
Lineage: Eukaryota; Metazoa; Chordata; Mammalia; Carnivora; Mustelidae
Gene: PANX2
Product: pannexin 2
Exons: 3
Coding region: 33-2048 (671 amino acids)
Biological process (GO): monoatomic cation transport; positive regulation of interleukin-1 production
Molecular function (GO): channel activity
Source: RefSeq, a predicted model, not a curated record